CGAGAAUUAUGUCAGACACGCUUUUGUUUACCAUAUGGGGAUUAGACCUUAACUACUAUUGAUUAGGCAAUUCACAAUUCACAAUUCAGGAUGUCUCAAGAGUUAGCAGAUGCUUGUGAUAAGCUAAUUUCCACAACUUCUAUACUAUCACAUACAUUUGGUGUACCGAAAGUUACCAGAUCUAAUUCAAAGACAAAUAUUAUCAUUAAUAGGUUAGAACAACAAUAUGUUAAUGUAUAUCAAGAACUAACCAAUAAAUUAAGAGAAUUAAUAUAUCUUAAUGAACUAAAUACUGUUGGGAAACUAAAGGAAAAGGAAAUUAAUGAUAAAUAUGAAGAAAUUAAACGGGUAUACCCUAUGAUAGAGUCUGAUAAUUUAGAAUCAUUUUUACAACUUCAUAAUACUAAAGUUCAGAAUGAAUCAUUAUUAAAUCAUUAUAUCCAAUUAACUGGACCUAUACUUCGAUCAAUUCAUCAAGAUAAUAAAGCGUUAACUAGUACAGAAUUGAAUAUACUACAUAAUUUAGAAAAAAUGUACUCUUUAGAUAAUGGACUUGUAUUUAAAUUAAUGAAUAAGAUUGAAGAAGGGAAACAAUCAGAACAGGAAUAUUAUACAUUAGUAGCUAAUAUAGAGAAAUUAUUAAGAGAAGAUUUAAAACCUAAAUUGAAUUCAUUAGGAGAAUCUAAUAAUAAAUUAUUACAAUUGAAUAAACAACUAGUUGAGAGUAAAGAAGUUCAAAUUGAUAAACUUGAUCCUGAAUUGGAUACAUCUAUUGGAAAUGAAAUCAAAUCUAUAUACAAAGAUCUUGUGGCUCAAUGGAAUUUAUUAUCGAAAUAUAGUAACUUUUUACCUAUGUUAAUAACUAGUUUACCUAUAAAUUGGUUUGAAGAUAAAACUUUAUAUAAUAUACUUCGAAAUUGUGAAGAUUAUGCGGAGAAAUUAGAGAAAUAUCAAUUACUUGUUAAUAUUGAAACUAUUAAUGAUUUCAGACUAAAAGAUCUUUUAAUGCUUGAUUUUGAAGAAUUCAAAUUAAUUAAUGACGAUUUAUGAAUCUAUUAUAAUGUCUAUAUACAAGAUUUAAU
Messenger RNA from Scheffersomyces amazonensis, 1082 nucleotides. RefSeq lists its product as uncharacterized. The coding region runs from base 91 to 1050 and encodes 319 amino acids. The record is from RefSeq and is a predicted model, not a curated record. Lineage: Eukaryota; Fungi; Ascomycota; Pichiomycetes; Serinales; Debaryomycetaceae. The transcript has a single exon.